Molecule: messenger RNA, 936 nt
Organism: Annulohypoxylon truncatum
Lineage: Eukaryota; Fungi; Ascomycota; Sordariomycetes; Xylariales; Hypoxylaceae
Product: NAD(P)-binding protein
Exons: 2
Coding region: 1-936 (311 amino acids)
Source: RefSeq, a predicted model, not a curated record
AUGGUUGAAUUAGAUUUCAACCUGGAAAGAGACGUGCCUGACUUGUGGGGCAAGGUCAUUCUUGUCACUGGAGGCACUGCGGGUUUAGGCGCUUCGUCGGUUAGUCUUCUGGCGAAGCGUAACCCAACAUGUAUCUACAUCACCGGCCGCAAUUCUGAGGCGGCCGAUAAUGUUAUUGAAGGAAUUCGACGUGAAUCGCCUGAUAGCAAGACGAAGGUCAAAUUCAUCGAGUGUAACCUCACGAAUCUAUCGUCGGCGAAGCAAGCGGCUGAAUACCUUCUCGCGCGGGAGUCUCGCCUGGAUGUUCUGAUGGCAAAUGCCGGUAUUAUGGCGACGCCUCCGGGUUUGACAAAAGAUGGCUACGAGGUACAGUUUGGUACCAAUCACAUAGGACAUGCUCUGCUUAUUCGAAAACUGUUGCCUCUGCUUGAGAAGACGGCUGCGUUGCCGGGAACUGACGUGCGUAUUAUUAUGCUGGCUAGUGUGGGCUUCGUGAUGGCGCCGCGACAGGACGGGAUUGUAUUUGAUCAGUUGAGGACGACGCAAGAUUAUUGGAUUUUAGGCCCGUGGCAACGGUAUGGCCAAAGCAAGUUGGCUAAUAUUCUAUACGCCCGCGAGCUAGCCCGCCGUUAUCCGUCCAUCACCACCCUCGCCAUACACCCAGGUAGUACACCAACGAACCUUAACGGCGGCCUGUCGCUCAUGGAUAAGUCUGUUUCUUGGGUUGGAACACUGGGCCAAUCUCAGACACUGGAGCAAGGUCCCUGGAAUCAGGUAUGGGCAGUUGGUGCUCCCAGAGACAAAGUCGUAUCAGGCAACUUCUACGAGCCGGUAGGAAUUAAUUCGGAAGAUCAGCUGAAUUCGCAUGCCCUCAACCAGACCUUGGCCGAGAAACUUUGGGAUUGGACUGAGAAAGAGAUAAAGGGGUAUCUGUAA